AUGGAAGUCAAUAUAAGAACCAAAGAUCUCUGUUUUGGUUAUGUGUUGCGGACGGGCGACGACAGGGAGAACCGUAUCAUUAAUUUGAAAGAUAUCAACACAAAACUACACGAAACGCAAGUGAUGNNAAGCGAUCGACCAGUUGAACGAUUCCGUACAGAAUGUCGAGAAAUGCGAUCAGUGCUGGAGUUAGACAUACCAUCCCAUCACUAG
Oppiella nova is the source of this 213-nucleotide messenger RNA. The record is from the annotation of a GenBank genome assembly. NCBI's taxonomy places the organism in Eukaryota, Metazoa, Arthropoda, Arachnida, Sarcoptiformes, Oppiidae.